This is a messenger RNA of Paramormyrops kingsleyae, 2211 nucleotides long. It is a transcript of the gene ccdc137, whose product is annotated as coiled-coil domain containing 137. Lineage: Eukaryota; Metazoa; Chordata; Actinopteri; Osteoglossiformes; Mormyridae. The record is from RefSeq and is a predicted model, not a curated record. Gene Ontology annotation, cellular component: nucleus.
UCAGGGUUAAAGGUUAUAGGCGGAAGUAGGCGUUUAGGACCAUGUGGAGAUAGUUUGUUACGGUUUCAUUUGUUUUUGAAUUUUGUGUGUGUUCUUUUAAUUUAUUUAUUUUAAAAAAGAGUUUUACGACAUGGGAAAAAACAAAAAAACCCAACCUGAACAAUCGCAGCGUGAAUCCAAAACAAAUCAGCUUAAGAGCCAGAGCACAAUGUCUAAAGGCAGGAAGUCUGUCAGGACAAAGAGCAUUAAACGGGACAGUAAACCCCGGCAGACGGCACACCUGGAGCACAUCCCCUUUCGGCUGCGUGAGAUCAUGAAGAGUAAGGAGAUGAUGAAGUUGGGAGUCGCCAAGCGGAAGGCCAUGUUGAGAGCCAUGGCGCCAAAGCCAGAUACUGGGGUCCCACAGGCGACGGACAUCCCUGUCCCAAACUUCCAGAGGGGAAAGAAGGAGUCAAAGAUGGCGUACAUGCAGCGGAUCAGAGAGGAGACCCAGCACGUGCAGUUCCUCACUCUGAACCAGGUGGAGCGCCAGCCAGAGCUGGAGCCAGACAGGCAGGAGAAGCCAGCAGACACGCGCAAGGCUGAGAAGAAGAAAGAAUUUGAUAAAGUAAGAUUGGAAAGGUUGCAGAAGAAGAAGAUGGCAAAGAGAGAAGAGAGGGAGGAGAAGGAGAAAUUUACAGAGAAAGUGCAGUUUGGGGAGGUCGCCAUGGCUCCCCCAUCCCUGACAGCUAAACCCCGCAAAGCUCCAGCAAAGUCUCAGGGGGCGCCAAAGGAACUACUGCUUAGCUCUCUCCUUGGCCAUUCGUCAGUCUCCGGCAACAAGCCCUCCAUGGCACGGCAGCGGAUGAUGGAAGAGGAGCGGGAGCGCGUGGUCAAUGCAUACCGCCACUUGAAGGCCAUGAAGCAGAGGGAUCAGGGGCCCUCGGUGAAGCAGCAGCUGAGCCCACACUGAUGGUUCAGGCACAACUGCUGAAUUUAGGGGCUAGCAGACUCACAGAAACCAGGUUGCUGCUGUGUGUAGGAGGAGACACGCCUAAGAUGUGAACACGGCCUGUUCAGGAGUGGAUCAGGGCUGUACCAGUGCAGAGUGGCUCAGUGCAGGCCUUAGGCCCACUGGUUGGGGUAUGUGGCUCAGCAUGCAGGGCUCCUACUUAGGAUGUUAGCAUUCAGACUUCCUGUCAGCCUUAGUCUCCCCUUAUUAUUUUACCCUUUUCCAUGGUUAUUUUACCAUUUCAGUUAAUUGCUAUUAAAUUUAUACUGAAGAGUGCAUUAGUACAAAUCAUAAAUCAUCUGCGUGAGGGACUGCAAAGUGUGUUGGGAUUGUUAGCGUGACAAAAAUGAAACACUUUAUCUCAAACCACUACCAGAUUUUUUUAGCUGAGCAAUGUAUUAGUUAAUAAUAACUUCCAUUUCAAAUCCACAUUUAUGAGGUUGAUAAUGAGCAGGGGCAAAUUUUACUGUCAGCCACCUAAACUGGUGGGAAUCAUACAGGAGGGGUAAACCCUGAAUCAGGUGCAUAUGUAUUAUUCCAUUUCUCAAGUUUUCAUUUUCAUUUCAUGGUUAGUUCUUAUGGUCAUAUUGCGUUUUUAAGGUGGCUAAGCACUGUUUGCAGUCCUUCCACUAGGGUUCAUUAGCCUGCCUUUCUGAGAGGCUGUGAGAUACUAUCUAUGAUCUCAGGUACGUUAUUUGCCUGAGCUGCAAAUGUAAAUUGAUAAGGUGGAGAGUGUCAGCACAUUCAGACCAUAGAUUUGCAAAACGGCACUUGGAGAGAUUGGUGUGGAUUCAUCAGAUCCACUCCAUGUCAUGAUUUACUCUUAACCCUGUACUAUAUGUGCGCACUCAGCCCUAUCAUCCAUCUUUGUUUUUUCUGAAUAAUGUUUGAAGCAGCUGAUGUGAAAUACAUGCUGAAUGUGUUUGGUGUGACAGGGCUUCUGUAGAGGGACCUUCACUUUAGCAGUAUACUCUCUCUACAUAGGACAGCCACAGCUGUUUGCCAAGGCCUGGGCUGAGCAGGCAACAUGUCGCUGUCGUUGGAAGGGUAUGGGAAAAUAGAGAGGCUGUGAAGUGCAGAUGUGGGGGGGCAAAUAUUGUUUGGCAGCUUUGGGAGGGGAAAGUAAGAUGACUACUGUACCUGGUUCUCUUGAUUCAGUCUGCCUGUCAUUCAUGUCUUGACAGUUUUCUUUGGCUAAAUAAACCUGUUACUGACUACCA